Messenger RNA from Fusarium musae, 1038 nucleotides. RefSeq lists its product as uncharacterized. Lineage: Eukaryota; Fungi; Ascomycota; Sordariomycetes; Hypocreales; Nectriaceae. The record is from RefSeq and is a predicted model, not a curated record. Bases 1 to 1038 code for a protein of 345 amino acids. The transcript has 2 exons. Gene Ontology annotation, molecular function: oxidoreductase activity, acting on the CH-OH group of donors, NAD or NADP as acceptor.
AUGUCUUCACCUCCAACAGCCAUCCCCACCGGAUCGUGGGUCCUCGUCACCGGCGCCACAGGCUUUGUCGCCAGCCACGUUACCCGUCAGCUUCUCCAGCGCGGCUACAAAGUCCGAGGCACAGUCCGUGACCAAACCAAAGCCCAAUGGCUCAUUGACGAUCAUUUCAAGUCUUAUGCCCACAGUGGCUCUUACGAGCUCGUCACGGUUCCUGAUCUAUCUGCCACCGGAGCUUUUGACGAGGCCGUAAAAGGCGUCUCGGCCGUUGCUCACAUCGCAAGUGUCCUGGACUUUGAUCCCAACCCCAACAAUGUCGUUCCCCAGACCGUCGCAGGAGUAACCUCUGUCCUCGAAAGUGCAUCCAAAGAGUCAUCUGUUACCCGCUUCGUAUUCACUAGCUCCAUCGUCGCGGCAGUCUUCCCGACAGCUGACCAAGAUGGUGUCGUCGACCGCAAUUCAUGGAACGAGUUUGCUGUCAACGAGGCCUGGGCUCCACCGCCUUACGAACCCUCGCGCGCAAUGCUCGUCUAUGCCGCAAGCAAGGUCGCUGCAGAACAAGCGCUAUGGAAAUACGUCGACGAGAACAAGCCUCACUUUGUGACAAAUGUUGUCAGCCCUUCAGGUAUCCUGGGCGAGCCGCUGCACGAGAGACAUGCCUCUUCAUACGGCAACUGGAUUUAUUCUCUCUUCAUCGAGAAGAGGGAGAUGAUUGAUACGUUCCAAACUGCAUUCUUUGUUGACAUCCAAGACGUUGCCCUCAUCCACGCCGCUGCCAUUCUUGAUCCCGAAGUCAAGGAUGCGCGUCUCCAGACGUGGGGUCAUAAAGCUCACUGGAAUGAUUUCUUGCCCAUUCUGCGACAGCUUCGACCGCAGAGGAAGUUCAUCGAUGACUAUCCUGAGACGUUCUAUCUCAAGCUCUCGACCGAUCAGUCUGAGUCUGUUGCUCUAUUGAAGAAAUGGGCUGGUCAGGAAGACUGGAAGCCACUUAGACAGAUUAUUACUGAGGCCAUCAACAACCCCUACUGGAAGGCUGAGUAG